Molecule: messenger RNA, 1332 nt
Organism: Asparagus officinalis (garden asparagus)
Lineage: Eukaryota; Viridiplantae; Streptophyta; Magnoliopsida; Asparagales; Asparagaceae
Product: aminoacylase-1
Exons: 5
Coding region: 1-1098 (365 amino acids)
Biological process (GO): amino acid metabolic process
Cellular component (GO): cytoplasm
Molecular function (GO): aminoacylase activity
Source: RefSeq, a predicted model, not a curated record
AUGGAUGGCCGGCUCGACCCCCCUCCCCUCCCUCCUCCUCAACUCCCAAGCACCACGUCGUCCCGUCCGAGCCCUCCAAGUGGGCCCCCUUCUCUCCCUCUCGCCGAAUAUGGACCCACCACCGCCGCAUCUUCGCCGCGGGCUCCCCAGGGACAUGCAAGUUCGUCGGCCUCCAGUACCCUCGAGGCCGCCCGCCGCCUCGUCGAGCAGGGCUUCGCCCCUCGCCGGACCGUGUACUUCUCGUUCGUCCCCGAUGAGGAGAUCGGAGGGGUUGAUGGCGCGAAGAAGUUCUCGGAGUCCAAGGUUUUCGAGGAAAUGAACGUGGGGUUGGUUCUUGACGAGGGGUUGGCUUCGCCCACGGAGGAGUAUAGGGUUUUUCACGGGGAGAGGAGCCCUUGGUGGAUGAGGAUUAGGGCGAGGGGGGCGCCAGGGCACGGGGCGAAGCUCUAUGAUGGGAGUGCGAUGGAGAAUUUGGUGAAGAGUGUGGAGAGCGUGAUGAGGUUCAGGAGGAGCCAGUUUGAUUUGGUGAAGAGUGGGGAGAGGGCUGAAGGGGAGGUUGUUUCGGUUAAUUUGGUUUAUUUGAAGGCUGGGACUCCAACUCCCACUGGUUUCAUCAUGAAUCUGCAACCAUCUGAAGCUGAGGCAGGUUUUGAUAUUCGGGUCCCUCCUAAUGCUGAUCCUUUGGCUUUAGAGCGACGCAUUGCUGAAGAGUGGGCACCAUCUUCUCGUAAUAUGACAUUUGAGUUUAUACAGAAGGUUGCUAUAUAUGAUAAUUUUGGAAAGCCAGCUGUCACAGUUGCUGACAGUUCUAAUCCAUGGUGGAUAGUCUUAGAAAGUGCAGUAAAAGAAGCUGGUGGAAAACUUAGCAAGCCAGAGAUAUUUCCAGCUUCAACUGAUGCUCGCUAUUUCCGUGAUUUGGGAAUACCAGCAUUUGGGUUUUCCCCAAUGGCAAACACUCCCAUCUUGCUCCAUGAUCAUAAUGAGUUCUUGAACAAAGAUGAGUACCUGAGAGGAAUCGAGAUCUAUGAGUCAAUCAUCAAGAAGCUGUCCUCUUAUAGCAAGCACGCCAAGGAUGCAGAAACAAGGGCGGAGUUGUAAAUUGAAGGCUUUUUCUGCAGCACCAGUGAAGUUACUAGUAUUGAUGGAUUGUAUUAAGGUCAGAUUUGUAUUGUAUCGGUGUCAAGCAUCAACAGAGCUUAAAGUUGUGGUAAUAAUUGAUCAGAUUGGUGAAACUAUGUACAUUGUAUGAAGAGCAAUGUUAUAUUUUUUAAUGAACCCUGAUAAGCUUGUAGGACAUGGAUAUAAAUCAAUAAUUUACAUUUUUUUUGCUGA